UUUGGAGGCAAUGGGCGAACAUAAGGGACUGGAGGCAGUGGGUAGACGUCUGGGUUUGGUGGUAAGGGUUUAACGUCAGGGUUAGGAGGUAAGGGGAUGACGUAUGGGUUUGGAGGUAAGGGGAUGACGUAUGGGUUUGGAGGCAAGGGACGAACGUCCGGGUUUGGAGGUAAGGGGAUGACGUAUGGGUUUGGAGGCAAGGGACGAACGUCCGGGUUUGGAGGUAAGGGGAUGACGUAUGGGUUUGGAGGCAAGGGACGAACGUCCGGGUUUGGAGGUAAGGGGAUAACGUAUGGGUUUGGAGGCAAGGGACGAACGUCCGGGUUUGGAGGUAAGGGGAUGACGUAUGGGUUUGGAGGCAAGGGACGAACGUCCGGGUUUGGAGGUAAGGGGAUGACGUAUGGGUUUGGAGGCAAGGGACGAACGUCCGGGUUUGGAGGUAAGGGGAAAACGUCUGGGUUAGGGGGCAAGGGACGUACAUCUGGGUUUGGAGGUAAAGGGAAAACGUCUGGGUUAGGGGGCAAGGGACGGACAUCUGGGUUUGGUGGUAAGGGGAUAACGUCUGGGUUUGGAGGUAAGGGGAUGACGUAUGGGUUUGGAGGUAAGGGGAAAACGUCUGGGUUAGGGGGCAAGGGACGAACGUCCGGGUUUGGUGGUAAGGGGAUAACGUAUGGAUUUGGAGGCAACGGAUACACGUCAGGAUUAGGAGGCAGUGGUUUUACAUCGGGAUUUGGGGGCAGUGGGUACACGUCAGGCGAAGGCGGCAACGGACGAACGUCCGGUUGCGGUGGCAACGGGCUCACGUCCGGCUGUAGCCGGUAGAGUGAUGGCGUCGCCCGUGGGUAUACCACGGACGCCAGCAAGAGCAGCGAUACUGAAA
Molecule: messenger RNA, 880 nt
Organism: Cydia fagiglandana
Lineage: Eukaryota; Metazoa; Arthropoda; Insecta; Lepidoptera; Tortricidae
Product: keratin-associated protein 19-2-like
Exons: 5
Coding region: 97-822 (241 amino acids)
Source: RefSeq, a predicted model, not a curated record